Messenger RNA from Xyrauchen texanus (razorback sucker), 4030 nucleotides. It is a transcript of the gene rbm39a, whose product is annotated as RNA binding motif protein 39a. NCBI's taxonomy places the organism in Eukaryota, Metazoa, Chordata, Actinopteri, Cypriniformes, Catostomidae. Bases 2181 to 3458 code for a protein of 425 amino acids. Gene Ontology annotation, molecular function: RNA binding. The record is from RefSeq and is a predicted model, not a curated record. Gene Ontology annotation, biological process: mRNA processing. Gene Ontology annotation, cellular component: nucleus. The transcript has 14 exons.
CAACACGAAGGAGACGUGCACGUGCCGGAGCUGUUUGCAGUCAGUUAGCUUUUCGUUUGUAACCGCGACACACGUCCUGUGAGUAGUUUGUUAAAACGUGUACGUUUGGACAACAUUCACGUGUUUUGUGUAGGUUGGUUCAUAUUAAUCGAUUGAGGUAGUAACUGAAGCAGAAGCGGAGAGUAAACCGGGUUUUUUACUGGCCGUGUUGUUGGGAGUCAGGACUUGUAAAUCUCUGUAGGCCGCAGUGUCUGAGAUCAGCAUCAACAUGGCCGAUGAUUUGGACAUUGAAGCGAUGCUGGAGGCUCCAUACAGAAAGACUUGCCUAUAUCUCACCUCUACUCCCAUGAAUUCCAGUGUGAACUGUCAAAAAAAUGAAGGUAGUAAUUGCCCAAUAUAUUAAUGUACUGUGGUACCCUUGGUUGAAAUACAUAGGCAGAAUGAUUUAGGUACCGCCAAAAUAAAUACAGUGGAUGCACAUAAGAGCUGGUAUGAACUCUGUGUAGACUGUACUCAUGAUACUGUAUGCAUGGUAUUCUUAGCUCCAUAUUUGUCAAUAGAAGUUUCCCUCCUAAAUGGGCAUCACUGGAUUGCAUGACUUUAAUAGAAAUAUAUUGUAAUCAACCACUAAAAUAUAUUGGCUUAAAAUGUCAUAACUUUCAGUGCAGAAAUCCUGGAGUUGACAUAUCCAAGCAAAUUUACAUAGUUUUCUUAUACUCUUUACACCGCUUAAAUUGAGAAGCUAUUCAACUUUAAGACUUUUGGGGAAAAAUAUUAUUUAUGUUGAAAUUAAUGCAUGCUGCUGACAAAUAUAUUUACAAAUUGACAUUUCUGCAGCCUUACUAGUAGAAAAUGAUGGGGCUCAGCAUAUAGAUGACAUAGCGUUCACCAUAACGUAACAUAUCUUGUAAACAAUGCUCAUUAGGUACAUUUAAAGAACAACUCAACUUUAGAUGGUCUGUGGGAGUCGCUAUUACUAAGCCGUGUGAAUCCCUGUUUGCUUCAGGGCGAGAUGUGUGACUGAGGUGGCAUCGAGCUCUUUCAAUCCACGAAGGCAAAUGGGGUGAAGAUCACUGGAAUGGCAUCCAACACUGGAGCUCGUUUAGUGGCUGGCUGCUUGCGUUGCCACUUUGGGUCUUAGGCUCAGAUAGCCUUGGUACUGAAUCUGUUGGGCUGCAUAUUGAAUGAACUCUCUAAAAAUGCUAUUUUACACACCCAGCAUAGCACUUGACCUAUUGGCUGUAUUACCCAAUUAAUACAAGCACUAGUAUGGAAGAACGACGAUGGCUGCCAUGUGGUUGGUUUCUUUCUAAAGGUCCCUCUUGUAUUUGUCCUCCUCCCACACAAACCCUGUAAUUAACUCAUAUUUAAUGAUCAUAUCAUAUUCUCUUUUGUUCCCAUCCCUUCUUUAUCCUUGCGACUUGAAAUGUUUCGCCGUCCUCCUCAUGCUGUCUUCUAUCGACCCUGCUUAGGAUGACAACAAGUCCUUAAGUACCAAUGGCCAUGAAGAACGGAGCAAGAAGAAAAAGAAGAGCAGAAGCAAGAGCAGGGAGCGGAAAAUAAGCAAAAGCCAUGACCACAAGAAGAGUCACGACCGCAGAAGGAGCCGCAGCAAAGACCGGAAACGUAGCCGCAGCAAGGAGAGACGCCGUUCCAGGAGCAAGGAGCGUGGUGGACGCUACAAAGCUCCUUUGUACGUUAGCGGUCUUGUCAGAUAGGUUUAAGGUUUUCACUUUUUCCAAAAUAUUGUUAUUUGCGUGUUACUCUUACUAUAGUGAGCAUGUUAACCUGAAGUAUAAGGUUCCUGCAGUGUUCUUGAUGAGUGAAAAUGUCUGAGUAUUACCAAGUAUGGAGAGGGGUUUAGUUGCGGUCUCAAUUCAUAUGUCCGUUGUGAAUCAUCAGAGAAGAGGAAGAUCCCCCAAAACAAGGCAUUUGUUGUAAUGUGUACACAAUUACCAUUGUGUUCCCCAUUGAAGCUUGUGGUAUAUCUUUAGCAUUAGCAGUAGAGUGAUAGUAGUAGCUACUGAGAUUACAAACCUUGAAAACCUUGUUUUUAAAUCACAGUUCUGGGCUGAAAUUUAACGGUGGUCCCAGGGGGAAGACUGGCCCACCACCUGUCAUCAAACUAAGGUUUCUAUGAUACUAUUAUUUUGUUGUGUGGGUUGUUGCUUGGUCGGUGUAUGAGUCAGAAGUGGAAAAUCUUUGCAGAAACACUUACAGAAAUUCUCUUUCACAGCCAUAGAAGAUCUAGAAGCCACAGUCCUUUCAAGAAAGACAAAAGCCCUAUAAGACAGCCAAUUGAUAAUCUCACCCCAGAGGAAAGGGAUGCACGCACAGUUUUCUGCAUGCAGCUGGCAGCCAGAAUCCGACCACGAGACCUUGAGGAAUUCUUCUCUGCAGUGGGAAAAGUAAGAGAUGUGCGAAUCAUCUCUGACAGAAACUCCAGAAGAUCCAAAGGAAUUGCUUACAUUGAGUUUGUGGAUUCCACCUCUGUACCCUUGGCAAUCGGCCUUUCUGGACAAAGACUUCUUGGAGUACCAAUCAUUGUCCAGGCUUCACAGGCUGAAAAGAAUAGAGCAGCUGCAAUGGCCAACAACUUGCAGAAGGGCAGUUCUGGACCUAUGAGACUGUAUGUUGGCUCAUUGCAUUUCAACAUCACAGAGGAUAUGCUCAGAGGGAUCUUUGAACCAUUUGGACGGAUUGAUAGUAUUCAACUGAUGAUGGAUACUGAAACGGGAAGAUCCAAAGGAUAUGGCUUUAUCACAUUUGCUGAUGCUGAAUGUGCUAAGAAGGCUCUGGAACAGCUUAAUGGCUUUGAGUUGGCUGGAAGACCAAUGAAAGUGGGACAUGUGACUGAGCGAACAGAUGCCUCCACAGCCAGCUCCUUCCUGGACAAUGAUGAGUUGGAAAGGACUGGCAUUGAUCUGGGAACCACUGGAAGGCUUCAACUCAUGGCCAGACUAGCUGAAGGUACUGGUCUACAGAUGCCACCCGCUGCACAGCAGGCUCUUCAGAUGAGUGGCUCCAUGGUUGCCAUGGCUGCAGCUACUGCUGCUAUGAAUCCUGGACUGAGUUUUAACAUUAAUGUGCCCACAAACCAAGCUUUGAAUCUACCGUCUCAACCAAUUGCAACACACUGCUUCCAGCUUUCCAAUAUGUUCAAUCCAAACUCAGAAAAUGAUAUGGGCUGGGAAGUUGAAAUUCAGGAUGAUGUCAUUGAAGAGUGUAACAAACAUGGUGGAGUCAUACACAUAUAUGUGGACAAGAAAUCUGCGGAAGGAAAUGUCUAUGUGAAGUGUCCCACCAUUCCUGCUGCCAUGGCUGCAGUCAGUGCAUUACAUGGACGCUGGUUUGGAGGUAAAAUGAUCACAGCGGCUUAUGUCCCUCUUCCCACAUAUCACAACCUUUUUCCAGAGUCCGUGCAAGCCACACAGCUUCUUAUGCCCAGCCGCCGGUGAUCCCUUACCCCUGAACACUUUUUCAGCCUUUCUCUUUUUAACUUUUGGACAACAACACCAGUUCUGCAAGAUGUGGCACAGUUGUUUUGUUUCCUUUUUAAGUUGGUUACAAAGACGGUAAGGUAAAAAAAAUGAGAUCUGCAUAGUGUCCUUACAGAUCUGUUCAGGCAUUGAGAGAUGUUCUGUGGUUUAAAAAAAAACUUUCCUAUGUACAGCCUACUUAUUGAAUUUUGCCUCUUGAUCCUUUAUUGUUUGUGCAUUUUUUUUUUUUCCUUCCAUGUUUAUUGUCUUUGUCAUAUAUCUGAUUGGCAUGUUUCCCCACUUUAAGAAGUGUGCAGUUAGCCACAUACAAAAUAUAAAUAAGCCUUAAAUUUAUUAAAAACCCUGCAAUUUUGAUCAACCCAACAUAUUGGAUUUUUUGGCUCUAUGAGCUGUGGGAACUUAAUCUGACAUAUCUGACAUAUUUGUUAAUCUAGAGACCAUAAGGUUUAGCAGCAUCUUGUUUUUCUAAUCAAGAUUUUAUUUUGUAAAGUCCUUGAUGAAAGUUAAUUUCAAAUAAAGCCAAAAUACUG